This is a messenger RNA of Suncus etruscus (white-toothed pygmy shrew), 818 nucleotides long. RefSeq names its product mitochondrial ribosomal protein L9 (gene MRPL9). Gene Ontology annotation, biological process: translation. The transcript is spliced from 6 exons. Gene Ontology annotation, cellular component: ribosome; mitochondrion. Gene Ontology annotation, molecular function: structural constituent of ribosome. The record is from RefSeq and is a predicted model, not a curated record. Lineage: Eukaryota; Metazoa; Chordata; Mammalia; Eulipotyphla; Soricidae. The coding region runs from base 45 to 815 and encodes 256 amino acids.
UUUGCAUUCUGCUGGUUCCGGCCUGGCCCUUCCCAGGGCAGAACAUGGGGGCACCUGGCCUGGUUUGGGGCCUGAUUCCGGGCCUGGGUGCCCUGGGCCGGCGUCUGCUCCCCCGGCCUGGCACCUCCCUGGUCCCAGAUCGCAGGUUCGGCCUGUCAGUCCAGCGGGACACAGUGAUCGUGGAACGCUGGUGGUCGGUACCGUUGGCCCAAUUGGGCCGAACCCCAAGACUGCGCAGGAGACACCGGGUGUACCGGCUGCUGGAGGACACCAAGCACCGACCCCAGGAGCCCCUGCAGCUGCUGCUCACACAGUCCGUGGAAGAGCUCGGAGUCCGGGGUGAUUUGGUGUCAGUGAAGAAAUCCCUGGGCCGCAACCGGCUGCUGCCUCAAGGCCUGGCCGUCUACGCAUCCCCCGAAAAUAAGAAACUAUUCGAAGAGGAAAGACGGAUGAGACAAGAAGGAAAAUUGGAGAAGCUGCAGACCAAGGCAGGAGAGGCGACAGUGAAAUUUCUAAAAAGUUGCCAUCUGGAAGUGGGGAUGAAGAACAACGUCAAGUGGGAACUAAAUCCUGAAAUAGUUGCCCGCCACUUCUUCAAAAAUCUUGGUAUAGUGGUCGCCCCACAUGCAUUGAAGUUACCAGAAGAGUCCAUAACACGGUGGGGCGAGUAUUGGUGUGACGUGACAGUAAAUGGAAUUGACACCGUGAGGGUCCCUAUGUCGGUGGUGAAUUUUGAAAGGCCCAAAACGAAGCGAUACAAGCACUGGUUAGCCCAGCAAGCUGCCAGAGGAGCUGCCCUGAACAGCUCCAGGUGACCU